Molecule: messenger RNA, 3659 nt
Organism: Rhinopithecus roxellana (golden snub-nosed monkey)
Lineage: Eukaryota; Metazoa; Chordata; Mammalia; Primates; Cercopithecidae
Gene: CCDC40
Product: coiled-coil domain containing 40
Exons: 20
Coding region: 32-3469 (1145 amino acids)
Biological process (GO): heart looping; axoneme assembly; epithelial cilium movement involved in determination of left/right asymmetry
Cellular component (GO): cilium; cytoplasm
Source: RefSeq, a predicted model, not a curated record
GGAUGUUGACGGCGUCACCUAGCAACGGGAGAUGGCGGAACCGGGCGGCGCGGCUGGCGGGUCUCAUCCGGAAGAUGGAUUGGCUUCUGAGGGAGAGAAGGAAGGGAAUAAUGAAAGCCACAUGGCGUCACCACCAGAGAAGGAUGAUGGCCAGAAAAGUGAAGAAGCUGUCGGUAGCACAGAGCAUCCUGAAGAAGUCACAACCCAAGCGGAAGCUGCAAUUGAAGAGGGGGAGGUCCAGACAGAAGGGGAAGCUGCCUUGGAAGGGGAAACCACAGUGGAAGAGGAGACUGUGUCCUAUGGAGAUGCUGAAAGUGAAGAGGAAUAUUACUAUUCAGAAGCUUCAUCCGCUGAAGGGCAGAUCAGUGCUACAGAUAUGACUUACCCAUAUUUCAGUCCUCAGGAACUGCCUGGAGAGGAGGCAUAUGAUAGUGCUAGUGGGGAAGCUGGUCUUGAAGGCUCCCACCAAGAGGCCACCGGUCCACCAGAAUCCAGAGAAGGGAGGGUCACCUCCCCAGAGCCAUCCCAGAGAGUCUUAGGCCCGUCGGAGCAAAUGGGCCAGGUCACCUCUGGGCCAGCAGUAGGCAGAUUGACAGGAUCCACAGGGGAGCCCCAGGGGCAGGUGCUCCCGAUGGGCGCAUGGCACCGCUUCCGGCUGAGCCACUGGAGCAGCAUGGAGUCCUCGGACCUGGAGGAGUUCAUCCCACAGGAGCCAGUGAUCCCCCCAAGGGUGCCCAAUGCCCACCCCAGGGAAGGAGACCAGCCAGUGUUCCAGGACCAGAUCCAGCAGCCCAGUUCCGAGGAAGAGGCCGUGGCAGAGAGCGUGGAGUCCGAGGGGAGUGACGAGGAAGGAGAAGAUGAAGGAUCCCGACUGGUGGUUUUGGACCCAGACCACCCCCUGAUGGUAAGAUUCCAGGCUGCCCUGAAGAACUACCUGAACCGACAGAUCGAAAAGUUGAAGCUGGACCUCCAAGAGCUGGUCGUGGCUACCAAGCAGAGCCGAGCCCAGCGGCAGGAGCUGGGGGUGAAUCUCUAUGAGGUGCAGCAGCACCUGGUACACCUGCAGAAACUGUUGGAGAAGAGUCACGACCGCCACUCAGUCGCCUCGAGCGAGCGCAGGCAGAAGGAGGAGGAGCUGCAGGGCGCCCGCACACUCUACACCAAGACCUGCGCCGCCGCCAACGAGGAGCGCAAAAAGCUGGCAGCUCUGCAGACUGAGAUGGAGAACUUGGCCUUGCAUCUCUUCUACAUGCAGAAUAUUGACCAGGACAUGCGGGACGACAUCCGUGUGAUGAAGCAAGUGGUGAAGAAGGCCGAGACAGAGAGGAUCCGGGCAGAAAUCGAGAAGAAAAAGCAGGACCUGUAUGUGGACCAGCUCACCACUCGAGCCCAGCAGCUGGAAGAAGACAUUGCCCUGUUUGAGGCUCAGUACUUGGCCCAAGCUGAGGACACCCGGAUUUUAAGGAAAGCAGUGAGUGAGGCCUGCACAGAGAUCGAUGCCAUCUGCAUGGAGAAGAGGCGCAUCCUGCAGCAGUGGGCCACCAGCCUGGUGGGCAUGAAGCACCGUGACGAGGCCCACAGGGCAGUGCUGGAGGCACUCAGAGAAUGCCAGCAUCAAGCCAGGUCCAUCGACAGUGAGAUUGACGCCUAUAAGAAAUCCAUCAUGAAGGAGGAAGAAAAGAACGAGAAGCUGGCGAGCAUCCUGAACCGGACAGAGACGGAAGCCAGACUGCUGCAGAAGCUCACCACCCAGUGCCUGACCAAGCAGGUGGCCCUGCAGAGCCAGUUCAACACUUACAGGCUCACCCUGCAGGACACAGAGGAUGCCCUCAGCCAGGACCAGCUGGAACAAAUGAUACUCACAGAGGAGUUACAGGCCAUCCGCCAAGCCAUCCAGGGCGAGCUGGAGCUCAGGAGGAAGACAGACGCUGCCAUCCGGGAGAAGCUGCAGGAGCACAUGACCUCCAACAAGACCACCAAAUACUUCAACCAGCUCAUCCUGAAGCUGCAGAAGGAGAAGACCAACAUGAUGACACAUCUUUCCAAAAUCGACGGCAACAUUGCCCAGACCACCCUGGACAUCACACACACCAGCAGCAGGCUGGACGCACACCGGAAGACGCUGCUGGAGCUGGACCAGGACGUGAAGAAAGUCAACGAGCUCAUCACCAACAGCCAGAGCGAGAUCUCCCGGCGCACAAUCCUCAUCGAGAGGAAGCAAGGGCUCAUCAACUUCCUCAACAAGCAGCUGGAGCGGAUGGUCUCCGAGCUGGGGGGGGAAGAAGUGGGGCCCCUGGAGCUUGAAAUCAAAAGGCUGAGCAAGCUGAUCGAAGAGCACAACACCAAGGCGGUCCAGGCCCAGGUGACCUGGCUGCGCCUGCAGCAGGAGAUGGUCAAGGUGACACAGGAGCAGGAGGCACAGCUGGCCUCCCUGGACGCGUCCAAGAAGGAGCUCCACAUCAUGGAGCAGAAGAAACUACGAGUAGAAAGCAAGAUUGAGCAGGAGAAGAAGGAGCAAAAGGAGAUCGAGCACCACAUGAAGGACCUGGACAAUGACCUGAAGAAGCUCAACGUGCUGAUGAAUAAAAACCGGUGCAGCUCGGAGGAGCUGGAGCAGAACAACCGGGUGACGGAGAAUGAAUUCGUGCGCUCGCUGAAGGACUCUGAGAGGGAGACCAUCAAGAUGCAGGACAAGCUGAACCAGCUCAGCGAGGAGAAGGCGACCCUCCUCAAUCAACUGGUGGAAGCAGAACACCAGAUUAUGCUUUGGGAGAAAAAAAUCCAACUGGCAAAAGAGAUGCGUUCUUCAGUGGAUUCCAAGAUCGGCCAGACGGAGAUCCGGGCCAUGAAGGGCGAGAUCCACAGGAUGAAGAUCAGGCUUGGGCGGCUGCUGAAGCAGCAGGAGAAGAUGAUCCGCGCCAUGGAGCUGGCGGUUGCCCGCAGAGAGACCGUCAUCACCCAGGCCGAGGGGCAGCGCAAGAUGGACAGGAAGGCGCUCACCCGCACCGAGUUCCACCACAAACAGCUUGAGCUGCGCCGGAAAAUCAGGGACGUUCGAAAGGCCACUGAGGAGUGCACCAAAACCGUCCUGGAACUGGAAGAAACCCAAAGAAAUGUGAGCAGCUCCCUCCUAGAGAAGCAGGAAAAGCUGUCGGUGAUACAGGCAGACUUCGACACACUUGAGGCCAACCUCACCCGGCUUGGGGCUCUCAAACGACAGAACCUUUCAGAGAUCGUGGCCCUGCAGACGCGCCUUAAGCACCUGCAGGCUGUGAAGGAGGGGCGCUACGUGUUCCUGUUCCGCUCCAAGCAGUCCCUAGUGCUGGAGCGCCAGCGCCUGGACAAGCGGCUGGGUCUCAUCGCCACCAUCCUGGACCGCGUGCGGGACGAGUACCCCCAGUUCCAGGAGGUCCUGCACAAAAUCAGCCAGACGAUCACCAACAAGCUCGAGUCACCGGGGCCCUCCUAGGGAGCAGCGUGGACCCCGUCUUGCAAGGAAGAGAUCUGGAAUUGUGUUUAUUAUGAGGGACUUGGAAUCUUUUGUGUUCCUAAAAACCACAGGUACCCCUAGAAGGGCAUCGUUUAAGAGAAAUAAGCCAGCCCCACCUGUAGGAAUCUUUUUAGCCACUCAGCAGUUUAAUAAACCAAGUAAAAUUCUA